Molecule: messenger RNA, 2022 nt
Organism: Suillus bovinus
Lineage: Eukaryota; Fungi; Basidiomycota; Agaricomycetes; Boletales; Suillaceae
Product: amino acid permease
Exons: 16
Coding region: 475-2022 (515 amino acids)
Biological process (GO): transmembrane transport
Cellular component (GO): membrane
Molecular function (GO): transmembrane transporter activity
Source: RefSeq, a predicted model, not a curated record
AUAUUAUUGAUAUCUUACAUCGUGGAACUCCACUUGCGCAAGAUAGUGAGUUACACCACUGAUGAGGAGAAACUUUUAUGAUAAAAUCAUAUCCGAACUUCUGUAACAUUCAGCUGAGCUGCGACUCGCGCGACCUCGUUCUGUCUGACAAGGCUGUUCAACUAGUGUAGCCAUGGUUAGUCUUAGUCAAGCAGUGCCAGUAUCCACAUGCUCUUUAAAUAAGUUGCCACACUAGUACUACCUACUCCACUAUCGCUUCAACUGAAUUUUACAUGGCCGUCGUACCGGAGAUUUUGAUUUUGCAAGCACAUGGCCUAUAUUAUGAUAAUCAAAUUUUACCUUAUCGGAUGACAGGCCAAGGCUGGGUACGGUAUUGUCAUCUGUGUGCAUUAUGGGUCCAUGAGCGCUUGAGCAACGGCUCAUUCAUUCGUUCAUUCUUCACGUUGUCUCCUUCCACAUCUACGCGCUCCAAAUAUGUCCGGUACAACUGAUGUAUAUGACGAUGAUCACCGCCUGGAAGCCCUUGGAUAUAAACCUUCCUUUCGGCGCGAGUUUUCGAAUCUAGCCACCAUCAGCUUUGCUUUCAGUAUCAUGGGAUUGUGUUCGAGUGUCGCGACGACUCUCAACACUCCACUGUUACUUGGAGGCCCUGCUUCCGUUACUUGGUGCUGGUUACUUGGGUCAUGCAUGUGCUUCACGCUUGGUUCCAGUAUCGCAGAGAUAGUCUCUGCAUUUCCUACAUGCGGAGGGCUAUAUACGGCGUCAGCUCAACUUUGUCCCAAGUCCCAUCGCGCUAUCGUAGGCUGGAUCGUUGGUUGGUUGAACAUCCUUGGUCAGGUCGCGGGAGUAGUCGUCAACGGAUUGACACAAGGGAAGACGGUUGGUUUGUUCGCUGGCCUUCUUAUUGUCCAUGGACUUUUGAAUUCGUUGGCGACACGGUACCUGGCCUUCGCUACCAGAGGCUUCGUGUUCGUGAACCUCGGUGCAACUGUUGUUAUCAUCAUUGUUUUGCUAGCGACCACGCCUCGUUCAGAGAUGCAGUCAGCGACCUACGUGUUUGGAAGUCAAGGAAUUGUGAAUCAAACCGGGGGUUGGAAUAACGGCAUCGCUUUUUUAUUGGGUUUAUUGAGCGUACAAUGGACGAUGACGGAUUACGAUGCGACCGCUCACAUUUCCGAAGAAGUUCGUCGUGCUGCAUACGCAGCACCUGCUGCGAUAUUCAUUGCUGUCAUUGGGACUGGGAUAUUGGGAUGGCUAUUGAAUAUCGUCCUCAUGCUGUGUUCAGGUCCAAUAGAAAAUCUGCCAGGAAUAUCUGGAUCUGCAUUCUUGCAGAUCAUGGUUCUGCGCAUGGGCACACCUGCAGCGCUAUUCCUUUGGAGCUUUGUAUGCCUCACAGCAUUUUUUGUUGCACAAACGGCACUGCAUGCAUGCUCUCGUACCGUUUACGCUUUCAGCCGUCUGCCCGACAACGGAUACUUCGGUCAUAUAGCGUCUUCCACCAGAACGCCACUGCGUGCUAUCUGGUUUACUACUAUCUUGUCCAUCCUUCCAGGUUUCCUCGAUCUAGCCUCCCCAAUUGCCGCGAAUGCCAUCUUUGCGCUUACCGCUAUUGCACUUGAUUUGAGUUACAUUAUCCCGAUAUUCUUGCGUCGCAUCUACGCAAAUCACCCGGACGUGAAUUUUCGCCCAGGACCGUUUUACAUGGGACCAGGUAUCCUUGGCUUGGCAGCAAAUGUUACUUGCAUAAGCUGGACGCUUUUCGUCUGCGUCAUUUUCUCGCUGCCCACAGUGUUCCCUGUCACGAAGUUUAACAUGAAUUACGCGUCCGCGAUCGCCGUCGGAGUCAUUUUUCUCAGCGGGGUGUGGUAUGUUCUCAGCGCGCAUCGACAUUAUCAUGGACCUACGUCCAACCUUGAUGCAGAAACCAAAGCUCGGCUCGGUUUGGAGAAAGUUCAAGCCGAAUCGUCUUCUAUCAGUGAGAAAGAAAAAGAUCACGUGUUCGUGUCUUUGGACUCCGCAUAG